UGCUAAACGCGAUUAUAUGAUUCUGCUUAAAACGCGAUUUAUGGAAAAACAAUUGCACGUUUUUUCUCUUUGCCGAGAACUAAGCAGAGCAAAUGCACAUCAGCUAGCAGACAAAUGAAGUUGGGCAAAAAUCUCACAGAAACCCUAACGAAAACCCCCAAAUCAAAUUAGAAAAAGGAAGACAGUGUUAAUAAUCAAUUCGGAUUCGGAUUCGGAUUCGAAAAUGGGAGAAUCGGAGGGAAAAGCAGCGCAGAUUUCACUGAAAGAUCAGGGAAAUGAAUUUUUCAAAGCAGGGAAUUAUCUCAAAGCUGCAGCUCUUUAUACUCAGGCUAUUAAGCAAGACCCAUCUAAUCCCACUCUUUACAGCAAUCGAGCUGCAGCAUUUCUAAAUUUGGUAAAACUUAGCAAAGCUCUUGCCGAUGCAGACACAACUAUCACUUUGAAACCAGAUUGGGAAAAGGGUUAUUUCAGGAAAGGAUGUGUUCUAGAGGCUAUGGAACGAUACGAAGAUGCCUUAGAUGCUUUCCAAGUUGCCCUGAAGUACAACGCAAAAAGUUCCGAGGUGGCCAAAAAAAUCAAGAGGCUAACACAAUUGGCAAAAGAUAAGAAACGAGCACAAGAAGUGGAAACUAUGAGAACAAAUGUUGAUAUGUCAAAACAUUUGGACUCCUUAAAAACUGAACUAUCUGGAUUAUAUGGAGCCGAAGAUGGUUCGAAGGAGGUUUUCUCUUUCCUCGUCGAAACAAUGGAGAAUGCCGUAAAAUCUUGUCAUGAAACUUCAACUGUGGACCCUAGAGUUUAUUUCAUGCUUAACAAGGAUAAAACAGACACCGAAAAAUAUGCUCCAGUUGUCAAUAUUGAUAAGGCAUUUGAAUCACCACACACACACAACAAUUGUUAUUCGUUCCUCAGAGAGUAUGCGGAUGAUUCGUUCUCUGGAGCUGCUUGCUUAGUAGCUCCCAAAAGUAUAAUAUCUUAUCCCCAGGUGUGGAAAGGCCAAGGAUCAAGAAAAUGGAAGCAUGGGCAAAGUGAUGGUUUCUUUUUCCAAUUCGAAUCACCUUUGCUUCGGAAAGUAUGGUUUGUUUCCAGUACAUACGAGAAGGGCCGAACCUUAUGCAGGGACCCUGUUGAAUUAGACAUCAGUGUGCAUGAAGUUCUUCCUCGUGUAUUCAAGCAGACAUAAAACAUUUGCACAAGCCGUGAUCUCGAUUGUGAUGAAGAUUCGUUUGAGGGGACACUUGUCCAAAUUAUGGAGCUCAUAAUCAGAAGUAAAAUAGAUAUUACGUGACGAUGUGCAAUCUGUUUAUAAGAAGCUUCCAAAUUCACCCGGACGAAGGUACGAUUUCUGGAUUCACUGGGAGUUGCUGCAAUUAACGGAGGCUUUUAGUUGUAGAAAAAAAACCGGGAUUUCAUUGUGGCAGUUUUGUUGUUUUGUGUGAUUCAGAUUUGUUCUCUUAGAUUACUCCUUUUGCCCCUACUUUUGCUUUUCUUGAUUUAUCAGCCAACGUUUGAUUUAAUGGUUCAUCUAUCUUGAAAUUACCUACUCGUGUAACACUGGCUUUUGGCUCGUUAAAUAUAGUGAAACAAUCGUCACUUAAUGUUA
This is a messenger RNA of Erythranthe guttata (spotted monkey flower), 1603 nucleotides long. RefSeq names its product Tetratricopeptide repeat (TPR)-like superfamily protein (gene TPR3). Gene Ontology annotation, molecular function: Hsp90 protein binding. NCBI's taxonomy places the organism in Eukaryota, Viridiplantae, Streptophyta, Magnoliopsida, Lamiales, Phrymaceae. The record is from RefSeq and is a predicted model, not a curated record.